UUAUCGAUAAGCGAAAUAUACAGUUCCGGCAUAAAAACAAUUUGCAAAUUGGGAGAAACAUUUAAUUAAAAUGCCGCCGGGAACGCAAAUAACGAGUGACAGUGACCUGGACGGUGUCCUGGAGGAGUUCAAGCAGCGCCAGGAGCGCCAAGAACGUCGCAAUAGCGUUGGGAAUGCAAAAUAUACAUGCAGUAUUGGGACUUGUGACGCCACCUUUAAGCGCUUGGACCAGUUGGACCGCCAUGAAUAUCACCAUACGGGAAUCAAAAAGCACGCCUGCUCGCACGAGGGUUGCGACAAGACCUACUCGAUUUUGACUCAUCUGAAGCGCCAUUUGCGGAGCACCCACGAAAGACCGGAGGCGGGGCCCCAGAAAACUGUUAAGUGCUUGCUGAAUGAGUGCGAGAAGAUGUUUAUCUCCUUUAGCAAUAUGACGCGACAUAUGCGCGAGGCCCACGAGAGUCCGCGGGUCUAUCCGUGCAGCCACUGCGACAGCAAGUUCUCGCAGAAAUUGAAGCUGAAACGCCACGAGAUUAGGGAGCACACGCAGGACUAUCCGUUUCGAUGCUCAAAGUGCGCUAGGGGAUUCUAUCAGGAGUGGCAGCGCGAGAGUCACGAGGGCAGCUGCAAACUCUACACUUGUCCGUCGUGCCCCCUGACCUUCGAAAAGUGGUCGCUGUACACCAAGCAUUGUAAGGACACACAGCACGGCAAGAAUCGGCAUCGGUGCGAGCAUUGCGGCACUUGCUACAGCAAACCCAGCGAUCUGAAGCAGCACAUCGAGGCAAAGCACAAGGAUUCGGAGUCGAGUUUCACCUGUACUGAGAAGGGAUGCAAUAAGACCUAUUCCUACGAAAGGAAUCUCCGCCAGCAUGUAUUGUCUGCUCAUACUGGCAGGCGUUUCGAGUGCCAGGCCCUUGACUGCGGACGCUGCUUCAGCAGUGCCCAGAACCUGGCUAAGCAUGUAGUCAGGGACCACGAGAAUGCCAACGAUAACCCAGACAAAGAGCAGGAAGUUAAAAAGAAAACAAAAUCUAAGGAAAGUGCCAAAGACAAAAAAUCGAAAUCUCGAAAGCGACGUCGCGAUGCUGGUCGCAGCAAGCAGUCCAGACUGUCCAAGCUAGCCUGCCUUCAGCUCAAGGAUAAGGCUGAAGAGGAGGCGGUUAGAGAACGCGAACCGUUGGCACUGGAAAAGGUGACCCAGUCGCUGGAGGCUGAUCCCGUCGAGGAGUUGCUAGCACAGACUCUACAAAACGAAGAGGAACUGGAGUAAGAAAGACAAAAAUUCUAGAUAUAUCAACUAAGAUUAACAGAAAAGGAAGUGAAUAUAAUACCUACAGUGGAAGUAUGGUUCGAAAUAAUACCCAAUCCUUACUGUUCAAAAUCAAUUUCGUACAAAAAUCAACGAAUAAUCCGCUUUAUAAAUUGCGCUUUAUAAACCAGGUAAAAGCUACAAAAACCUUCUCUCCUAAAAAACUAUGACCACCUUUCUCUAUUUCUUAAAUAAGUAAUUUAUUAAUAAAAACCAGAUACU
Drosophila serrata is the source of this 1534-nucleotide messenger RNA. RefSeq lists its product as uncharacterized. Gene Ontology annotation, cellular component: nucleus. Lineage: Eukaryota; Metazoa; Arthropoda; Insecta; Diptera; Drosophilidae. Gene Ontology annotation, biological process: regulation of transcription by RNA polymerase II. The record is from RefSeq and is a predicted model, not a curated record. Gene Ontology annotation, molecular function: RNA polymerase II cis-regulatory region sequence-specific DNA binding; DNA-binding transcription factor activity, RNA polymerase II-specific.